AUGUCUAAAUUCAUCGUCUCCAGCGAGGUGGCAGAGCUGCUCCCGCGCAUGCAGGUGGUGGUUGUCAUCGCCAAGGGCCUCGUCAACAGCGGUGAAAAUCCCAACACCGCUGCCCACGUCCAGAGCGUGGUCGACAAGACGGUCGAGUACUUUACCGCAAACAAGCUAGCCAACGCCCAAUCACACCCCCGCAUCGCCCUCUACCGCAACGAGCUCAAGAACGCCGCCAAUGUCUCGUCCAAGAAGUAUCCCCAGUCCAACGAGAGCCUGUUGAAGCGCGUCCUCAAGGAGAAGAAGGCCCCGCGACCCAUCUCCCCCGCCGUAGACUUCUACAACAGCGUCAGCAUCGAGCACCUUGUCACCGCUGGCGCCUUUGACCUCCACGAGCUCAAGGCCAAGUCGGACCCCCUCGAGCUGCGAGUCGCCAAGGUCGACGCCGACACCUUCGUGCCUCUCGACGCUCCCGACGCCCCGCCUGCAAAGGUUGAUGCCAAGGAGAUCUUGUAUGCGCAGGGACCCACCGUCCUGACGAGACAUCUGGCUUGGAGGCAGAGUGCUCAGGCCCUGGUCACGGCCGAGAGCAAGGAAGUCAUGUUUAUGAGCGAGGUGUUCAACGACGGCGAGGUUGGCAGUGAACCGUCCGAGCUGGCCAAGUCCGUUGCCAACAGCUUGCAGGAGGGCCUGAAGCAGCUGUUCGACGUGGACAGCAGCGUCGAGUACUUGGGCAAAAGCCUCGGGAAGCUCGAGACCGACUUGUAG
Messenger RNA from Truncatella angustata, 759 nucleotides. RefSeq lists its product as uncharacterized. Gene Ontology annotation, molecular function: RNA binding; phenylalanine-tRNA ligase activity. The transcript has 3 exons. NCBI's taxonomy places the organism in Eukaryota, Fungi, Ascomycota, Sordariomycetes, Amphisphaeriales, Sporocadaceae. Bases 1 to 759 code for a protein of 252 amino acids. The record is from RefSeq and is a predicted model, not a curated record.